AUGGGAGUAUACAUACCACCACCGAACGACAAAGAUGACGGAGAUAAAAAGAAACAGGAUACCAACUCCAACACCAACCAACCAACCCCCCCCUCAUCAUCAUCACCGUCAGGUUCUACAACUAUAUAUAUCCCAAACCCAGCUUCCUCAAUUCCACGAAAUCCCAAAGUUGGUUUAAUAUGGGGCCCAUUAACUCCAGCAUCUGAUAAUUUGCCUGCAUUAUACUCGAUGAUCGGUUUACAAUUUGUAAUUGGUUGUGGGUUUUUCAAAUACGCCCGAACCUUAUCUCGACUUCGACCAAUUGGUGGGUUCCAACAACAACCUCAUGCUCACAUGGCUCCAAAAUUGGUACGUACUGGUCCCAUUUGGAAAAUUGCCUUGAGUGUGAUUACUGGAUCCGCGUUAUCAUUUGGAAGUGGAUUGGAAUUGUGUCGAGUGACAUUACCGUAUGAUCCAUGGUAUGAUGAAGCACAACACUAUCGACGCAUGGCAGUAAAGAAUGGCGAUAAACCAAGUUCAUGGUUUGGAGCAUAUAGAUAUUAUAAACCAAUGGAUUUUAAAACUUGGAUAGACAAAGUUGGUGAUUGGAUUGAAAAUGUCGAAAAGGAAAUAAAAAUCGAUGAUCCAGCAAAUUUUGCCAAUCUAUCAUUGGAAUUAGGAAAGAAUAGCAAUGUAAUCAAUGUUCAACGUCAACCUCAAACAAGUGGAGGGAUAUUAAACAAGUUGAAUAAUAAGGGGAAAUACUUGGAAAUUUACACCAAGUUGAAUGAAAAUAAUACGAAAAGAUGGGAGAAACUUUUACAUGAAGAUUUGAAUGAAGUGACAGAAUUGAAUAAGGCUCCAAGAUUAGAUUUGAUACUAGAAGGGAAAUCUGAUUUGAUCAACCCAGAAUUUACAAAAUCUGCCAUAAUCUUGGGGAACCAUACUAUGGAUGACGAUGAUCAGUUUGAAAUGGUGUGGUUGAAUUUCGAGCCAUGGGAUGAAUUGAAACUAGAUACAGAAUAUGAUAUUCGUCUUGUUCCAAGCUAUGCAGGUGCCACUGAAGAAAUAGAAAACGAGGAUCAAGAGUCUCCUCUCACUGACAACGUGGUGGCGAAACAGACCUAA
This is a messenger RNA of Candida albicans SC5314, 1107 nucleotides long. RefSeq lists its product as uncharacterized. Gene Ontology annotation, cellular component: mitochondrial inner membrane. Bases 1 to 1107 code for a protein of 368 amino acids. The transcript has a single exon. The record is from RefSeq and is a predicted model, not a curated record. Lineage: Eukaryota; Fungi; Ascomycota; Pichiomycetes; Serinales; Debaryomycetaceae.